AUGGCGGGCGAUGGCGCAACAUGUGCAGCUGCUCCAGCAGCAGCAGCGGAUGAUGCAGCAGCAAGCUCUUCAGCUGAGGAGGCUGCGGGCUCCCCACCGGCAGCAGCAGCAGCAGCGGGAGCACCUGCAGCAGCAACAUCAGAAGCAGCAGCAGCAGCAGAGUUCUCCGCUUCUUCUGGUGAUGAACUUGCUGUAGAUCUGCAUGCAAGGGAGACGGGAGACUGCUUGGAGUGUCGUCAGCAUCUGCUGUCCGUCUUAGCUGCUGUAGUUAAAGCUCUCGGACCCAACAGGCGCCCCUCUGCUGCUGCUGCAGCAGCUGCUGCUGCUGCUGCUGCAGCAGAUCGCGAAGCUGCUGCAGCAGAUGAAGCAGCAGAGGCUGCAGAACGAGAAGCAGAAGCAGCAGCAAUAGAGGCAGAAAGACUCCGAGGGAAGGAGGGUGCAGCAGCAACAGCAGCAGCAGCAGCUGCUGCUGCUGCCGCGGAGGCAGCAGAGAAAGCAGAAGCAAGUGCAGCAGCAGCAGCAGAAGCAGCAGCAGCAGCAGAGACAGUUGAAGCAGAUCAUAUGGAUGGGUUUGUCUCCGUGUCUCUAGAGGAGCUGCAGCUGCUAGCAGAAUCAGCAGGAGACCCGACUCAAGCAGCAGCAUUGCUGCAGCACAAUGCAGCAGAGUUGCUGCUGCUGCUGCUGCAGCAGUGGGUGCUGCCAGGCUUGGAGAGCCUUUCCGCUGCUGCUUCUCAGCAGCAACAGCAGCAACAACAGCAGCAGCAAGGCCAGCCUGCUGCUGUUGUUGCUGUCGCACGAAGGCUGCAACGAGUUAGCAGAACGGCAGGUGUAUCUGCAGCAACAAUAACAGAGCUGCUGCUGACAGCAGCAGCAAAUCUGGUUUCUUUCACCCCAAGUGCAGAGGACUUCAAGCGAGAAGCAACAGUUGCUUCUGCUGCUGCUGCUGCACUUGCUGCGUCUCUCCCUCUUGCUGCUGAUGUAUUUGCUGCUGCUGUGCUCAGCUGUACGCAUGCAGGAGCCUUGAAGGAAGCGUUUAGGGGUUUAUCUGCUACUCUAAGCUUGCGGCAGCAGGAGCAGCAGCAGCAGCAGCAGGAUCCUGAGCAGCAGCAACAGCAGCAGCAGCAGCCGCAGUACACGCUGCAGCAGCAGCUGCAAGGAGCAAGGGACAGGCGGCUGCUGCUGCUACGCACAGCCCCAACUGCAGCAGCAGCAGCAGAUUUGCUGUCGCGGUGUAUGUAUGUGCUGCGGCAGGCUCUACAUGAGCCGCUGCUGAGUGCAGCAGCACAUUGCGUUGCUUUGCUGCUGGCUGCUAGCGAUAUGGAUAUGACAGCAGCAGCAAACUUUGCUGCUGCAGCAGCAAAAGCAGCAGCAAAAGCUAAGGGGGAAGUAGCAGUGCCUACCGAAGAGGAAGUACUGGGGGCGACACCUCCGCUGCUGCUGCUGCUGCGGCAGCAGCACCAGCAGCAAAUGCUGCUGCUUAUCACAAUUGAGAGAGCAGCAGAAUUGCUAAGGACCCCCUUGCUCCCAUCAACUGCUGCUGCUCCUGCUGUAUCCUUAGACAUAUCUCCUCAAGAAAGAGCAGAGAACUUCUUGCUGCAGUUGUGGCAGCAAGUGCAGCAGCAGCAGCAGCAGCUGCUGGAUGAGGAGAACAGCAACACGUUGGCUUCCUUGCUGCUGCUCUGUGCUGAUCUCCUUAAAGGAGACCCUGGUUUGCUGCUGCAGGGGCCCCCUAAGGGGCCCCCUAACCCUAUGGGUGCUGCUGAGAUGCUGAUACAGAUCUGCUGCUGCAGCUGCUGCUGCUGCAGCAGCGAUACCGCCCUAGAAGCAGCUCUGCUGCUGCACUUUGUUUUAUUCGAGAACAACGAGAACACAGGAAUAAAACCUCAGGAGUUUGGAGGCAUCACAACUCGCCUAGCAGCAGAGUCUCGCUGCAGCGACAGCAUCGACAGCAGCAGCAGCAGCAGCAGCAGCAGCAGCAGUGCGAGCAGCGGCAGCGGAAGCAGCGAUAAUAACAAAAUCUGCAGCAAACACACCAGCAGCCGCAAAGACAACAGCAGCGAUGACGGAGGAGAGAAGAAAUACAAUAAACCUUCCUGCAAGAAAGAAGCAGCAGCAGCAGAACCAGCAGCAGCAGAACCAGCAGCAGCAGAACCAGCACCAGAAACCCCAGCAGCAGCAGCAGCAGCGGCAGCAGCAGCAGAACCAGCAGCCCCAGAAGCAGCACCAUCAGCGUCCGGGGGCGGCACAACAACGCCAGCAGCAACCAGCAGCAGCAGCAGCAGCAGCAGCAGCAGCAGCGGCAGCAGCAGCAGCGAGGUGCAGGCAUUAGCGCGGCAGGUGAUGGCAGCAUCUGUAGCAUACUUCCGCAGUUUGCUGCAGUCUCCUGUGGGCCCCGACAUCAUAGAGCGCUCGCUGCUGCUGCUGCAGCAGCAACCUGAGUACAGCACUGAACCUGAAAGAGCUGCUUCGGUGCUGCUGCUGCUGCAGCACUCCAGGGAGGAGCAGCUAGAGAUACACAGGCCCGAGGUACGCCGCCUCAUUCGAUUUCUUGAAGAGCAGCAAGAAUAA
Messenger RNA from Eimeria acervulina, 2568 nucleotides. RefSeq lists its product as hypothetical. Lineage: Eukaryota; Apicomplexa; Conoidasida; Eucoccidiorida; Eimeriidae. The transcript has a single exon. The record is from RefSeq and is a predicted model, not a curated record. The coding region runs from base 1 to 2568 and encodes 855 amino acids.